AUGGACUCGUCAGAAUCGGUGAACGGUCAUAACUAUGCGAAAUACAUCGAACCACCAGAACUACCCUUGAGGUAUAGGACAUCUCUAGAUGGGACACGUUAUUCGCGUAGCCGUCGUCAUCGUUAUCGUCACCGAUCGGGACAAACUCAUGGUAUUAUCGAGAAAAUCCGGAAUUUUUCGGAAAAUACUACGGCACACGGUGUCCGCCGAAUAUUCAUUGCCCGGAAUGCUUAUACGGCACGGCUGUGGCUGUUCGGAAUAAUCCUUUGCUUUGUCAUUCUUAUUGUACAGGCGCAUCAUCUAGUGAUGAAGUUUAAUCGAUAUGAAAAAAUCACCAGUAUUGAGAUGGAUGUUUACGAAAAUGCAAAAUCUGGCCGCAAACAUCGUAUAAAAACUCCUGAACCAUUUCGAGCAAAUCGUAGAGAUCAGUUGGAUCAGAAAGAACGUCUGUUAGAGCUUUUCAGCAGUGAGCAGGAACAUGAUUUAAGCGUCAAAUACUGGGGAAAUGUGAAAUCACGACGAGAGAUCAAAGUCGAGCCUCCUGAUGGUACCAGUGGUACUGAAACAACGGAAGAGACAGGAAGUAACAGAAGUCACAAGGCUGCUUCAACUUCUACAACUGACUUUACAUUCAAUGUUUCAACGUUAAGCAGUCUGACUUCAAUAUCAAGGAGAAAACGGCUGGUACGUUACUUUUACCAACGUAUGGUACUUCUGGUGAGGCUCAAGAGGUGA
Molecule: messenger RNA, 735 nt
Organism: Gongylonema pulchrum
Lineage: Eukaryota; Metazoa; Nematoda; Chromadorea; Rhabditida; Gongylonematidae
Source: the annotation of a GenBank genome assembly